CAGCGCCUCUAAUCAAUGGAAGAAUGAAAAAGUAGGUUUUAGCCAUGAGCGUAAAUAAAGUGGCAAAUAUAGCACGUAAAACGGAGACACUUACCUAUUUAUUAGGUGUAUGUGUACCUUCAAGGAAACAAAAUGUUGCUAAAAUAAGAGUACGUCAAUUAAAAUUUGAUGAUUACAUUAACAUGUAUUUUACUGAACAUAAAUUUAUUUUUGCUGCUGACCCUGAAAAACGUUGCAAAACUGGAGAUACGGUUUUAAUACAGAAUUUGCCAGAGAAAUUAACACGUAUCAUUACCCAUAAGGUGGUUGAUGUUAUUUACCCAUUAGGAGAUGUUACUGAUCCUAUAACCGGCAAAAAAGUUGUUGCUGGAAAAUAUAGGGAUACUAUAAUGGAAGAUGCUGAAGAAUUUGGAAAAUUACCAUCGACAUUUGAUUUUACUAAUCCAGGAAAGAGAGGACGUACUGAAAAUGUACGAGACAUUACAAGCAAAACCACUUACAUGAAGUAUAAGUAUGAUCCAAAUGAUGAUGAUCCAUAUGCAAUAGACCCCAAAUAAAUUAAUAAGUUAUUAAUUAGGUUUGCUAGCAACUUAUAAAUAAAAGAAUAUUUUGAAACAAAUAUUAUGCAUU
Molecule: messenger RNA, 630 nt
Organism: Megachile rotundata (alfalfa leafcutting bee)
Lineage: Eukaryota; Metazoa; Arthropoda; Insecta; Hymenoptera; Megachilidae
Gene: mRpS17
Product: mitochondrial ribosomal protein S17
Biological process (GO): mitochondrial translation
Cellular component (GO): ribosome; mitochondrial small ribosomal subunit
Molecular function (GO): structural constituent of ribosome
Source: RefSeq, a predicted model, not a curated record